Molecule: messenger RNA, 678 nt
Organism: Mesorhabditis spiculigera
Lineage: Eukaryota; Metazoa; Nematoda; Chromadorea; Rhabditida; Rhabditidae
Source: the annotation of a GenBank genome assembly
AUGUUACAAAUAUGGGACUUCAUAAUGGCCAUCCCGCCGGUCUCGCGCACGUACCUCGGCGCUGCCACGGCCCUGAUGCUCAUUACUAGAUUGGGUCUCGUCAAUCGUUUUCAAUAUUAUCUGAACUGGCAACUUGUUUUUAAAGAAUUUCAGAUUUGGCGAAUCUUCACUGCAUUUAUCUAUGCCGGCCCAGCAAGCUUUAAUUUCGUAUGGACGAUGCUCUUUGCUUAUAGGUACCUCGUCGCGCUGGAGGAGGGUUCUUUUCGUGGACGCCGUGCCGCUUAUGUGUUAUUUUUCUUCUAUAGCAUGGUGUUCACAACGUUUUUUGCCUUUUUGACGCCUUCUGCUUACCCAAGCGCCUCGUUCUUGAUGUGUGUCGUUUAUCUGUGGUGCCGUCGAAAUCGAAGCCAACGAGUAAAUUUUAUGGGAUGGAUUGUUGUGACCGACUACCUGCCGUGGAUCAUGUUUGGUAUGACGGUGAUUCUUGGGAAUUCCUACAUGGCGGACGGCAUUGGGAUUUUGUGCGGCCACACUUACUACUUCCUGGAGGACGUUUUUCCGCGGCAACCUGGCGGCUGGCGCAUUUUGAAGACUCCACGAUGGCUCAAGUGCAUAUUUGACGAACGCUACCCCGUUUCUGAGGACGAGCGCCGAGAUGACAUGGCCGUCGGAAGAGAU